GGCAGCAUUGUUGCAUCCUGUCAAGAGAUGCCGCGCGCAAAUUUGACGACCAUUCCGUGAUGAGUCGAUGUGGGGCAACAACCUCAAGACCAUCCCCCAAGGGGUGGAUGGCCCCGCCCGCCUGGAGGCGCUCCGACGCCGAGUCAAUGGCCCACAGGGUCCGAAGCCUGGCUCAGCCGAGGACAAGAUCUCGUACAUGCGAUCGGACCAUAUGCUGGUGCGCUUCCUCAUCGCGCGGCAGUGGGACGUGGAGAAAGCAGUCGCCAUGCUGGAGGGCCACUACAGGUGGCUCGCGGAGACGAACAUGGAACAACUCCUCAAGGAUCCUUUUCCAGAGGAGGUUCACAUCAAGCGUUUCUACCCACAGGCGUAUCACGGGACAGACAAAAGCGGACGCCCACUGUACAUCGAGCGGCCUGGGCAGAUUGACAUGCCAAGACUGCUGCAGGUGACCACUUGUGAAAGGAUCCUUCAGUAUGUGUAUGCACAAUCUGAACUGCAGAUCCGGCGCCGACUGCCAGCGUGCACACUUGUCAAGGGCGAGGUCGUUGACAAGUCCCUGAACAUCAUGGACCUGGAGGGCCUCAGCUUUCGUAUUGUCACUCAUACGACUGCCCGCAAAGUCGUCAAGGAUGUUGUCUCCAUGCUGCAGAGCCAUUAUCCCGAGUGCAGUGGGAGGAUGGUCAUCAUCAACGCGCCCAAAGUCUUUGGCAUUGCUUGGUCUUUCAUAAAGCCACAGCUGGAUGAGAAGACUGUGGCAAAGAUCUCAAUCUUCGGCAGCGAUCAGAGGGAGGCAUAUGUGAAGUGCCUACUGGACUUGGUCGAUGCGGAGCAGUUGCCUUCUUUGUAUGGUGGCAAGUGCCGGUGUGACGGGAAGGACCCGUUGUCUUGCAUGAGGGCGGUGAAGGGUCCCUGGGCCGAUCCAGAGGUGCUGAAGUGCAUCGAAGAGCACCCGCUGGACAAGGUCCUGUCGCCUGAGGGUGCCACCCUGCUGGUUCAGGCACGCGAGGACAAAGCAGCCUUGCAGGCCGCCAGCUCGACGGCGGAGCACGAGGAGUCAAACGAGGAGAGCGAGGAGCGAGACGCUGUGCCCCCUGGCCUUCCCCAUGGCUUCCAAGCCAGGACUGGUGCUCUUCGGCCAGAACUUGCCAAGGCAGAGCAGCAGGUUGCAGCCAUUACACAGGAAUGCCGGGAAAUGGACGAGGUCCACAUGAAAACUCUGACGGAUUGGGUCGCAGAGUUUAAUUCUCUCAUGCAGGAGAUCGGCAGGGCUGUCAUCGAGCGUGCCCAGGGCUACUACGACAGCCGGGCAUUGUGGCAGCAAGCCGUGCAGGACUUUGCGUACCAGCAGGGUGACCUGGAUCAGGUCAACAAGGAAUUGGAGGGUGCCGUCAAGAACCUGGCUGUGGCAGAGGCUGCAUUUGAAGCCUUCCUGCAGGGAAAGGACGUGUUGUCUGACGAGCAGUGGGAGGACUUGGCACCGGCCAAGGCGGAUGGAGGAGCUGAUGCCGAGUUUCAGGAUGCCGACCCCAAGCUGUUGCGCAUGAUUCGCGUGUCACGGCUUGGGGACACGGUUGCAGCACUACAGCGCCAACGUGAUUUGGCAUCUUCGGAGCUUGCUGCGAAGCGCGAAGAAUUGGAUGAAGCGCGCAGGAGAUUUGAGUUCGAGGAUUCCCAGCAUGGCAGCUGCACUUGGAACUGCUCCGUGAAGCGGGCAGCUCCGUUCUACGAGAAGCGGCGGAUGCACGAGCUGAAAGUUGAUCAGCAACUUACGCAGCUCAAAAAGGUAGAGCAGCGCUUGCACGACGCUCGAAAGCGCCUCGUAGAGCUUCAAGCGGAGUCCCCUGAUGGCAGAAGUCGCAGGUCUCAGUCACAAUGGGAUGAGCUGAGCCUGCAGAGCUUCGAAAUCGCCGGAGGGGAACCAACACAAGACGAGUUCAUGUCGUGUGAUGAGGAUUCCUCUGAAGAUAAGUGAGAGAUGGUGCACGCUCGGAAUUGAAGUCUAGUCAAUACGAUCGAUUUGGAAAAGGCGGACAAUUUGCCUGACGCAGCAGAGAGAAAGCUACGGCAUGAUGUGCUGGCACAAUGUAUAGACCACGUACACAAAUGAAGCAUGCACUCCAAACAUUGCCACA
This is a messenger RNA of Effrenium voratum, 2135 nucleotides long. Lineage: Eukaryota; Dinophyceae; Suessiales; Symbiodiniaceae. The record is from the annotation of a GenBank genome assembly.